AUGACUAGUCCAUUCCGUUUAUUCUCUCUUCCAUUUGUGCCUCUUCAACAAGUUCUAGAUAACUUUGGAUCACAAGGAAUAAUAAUUCUCUCUCUGUGUUCUCAACGAUCGAAAAACAUUGCGGUUUCCUAUAAGGGACUUUCUAAAGAUGUCCAACUCCAACUCAUGUAUAGUAACUCAGCUUUUCUGGGUAAUGAAUAUACUGAUAUUUGGGAAGCAAGAGAUAUUCAGGCGGUUAAGGGCGUUCGAUUGCCAACAUUAUCAAGCGGAAAGUUUCAAGGUGUUCAAUAUAAAAUUUAUGAAGAAUCCCUGGUCACGUACUGGGCGGAUCGUUUAACUGGAUUGAUUAAAAUUGGAAACUACGCACGGGAAAUAUUUAAUCGAGAUAUCUAUCAAGUCAGGAUUGGGAGUAAACACGCUGGUGACUGUAGGCAAUUGAUUGAGUGGACUGUGGAUACACAAAAGUCGGUAGAAUACUUUGAAUACUAUGAUCACGGAAAAACACUCGAUGAAGAUCUCAACUAUCUGCUCGAAAACGUGAAAUGCUCUGGGUAUCUUUCACUUUCGGCAACACCAUCUUACAACUAUCGUCCUGCUAAACCGCCUGUUUUUUACCUUGACGAUAUUUGCAUUCAAUAUAGUUUCUGGAUUAAGCAAGAAGAUUUGUUGGCAAUGAACUGCAAGUCAGUUAGAAUGGGAGGCGCGACAUUGACGAGCCAAGACUUCAAUGUAUUCCUGAAGCACUGGAUGAGAGGAGGAUGUUCUAAAUUAAAAGAUUUUUGUGUUGUUCUUGAUGGAUCAAUCAAUUAUGCAACUGUAUUGGACGGUGUGGAGUUUAUUGAAAGAGGGGAUGAUGUGGAAAGGGUUUAUCAUAUUGAUGAAGAAAAUACUACAAAAACAAUUCGUGGUGGUUUCGAUAUCAAACGACCAAAUGAUAAUAUCACAGCUACUAUCAGGAACGGUUUUGAAGAUCGAAAACGUUUUGGGAUGUUUGUUUGGCCGGAUUAUGGUGGUAACACAUGCAAAUAA
Molecule: messenger RNA, 1029 nt
Organism: Caenorhabditis remanei
Lineage: Eukaryota; Metazoa; Nematoda; Chromadorea; Rhabditida; Rhabditidae
Exons: 3
Coding region: 1-1029 (342 amino acids)
Biological process (GO): embryo development
Source: RefSeq, a predicted model, not a curated record